Molecule: messenger RNA, 2503 nt
Organism: Solea senegalensis (Senegalese sole)
Lineage: Eukaryota; Metazoa; Chordata; Actinopteri; Pleuronectiformes; Soleidae
Gene: cldn2
Product: claudin 2
Exons: 2
Coding region: 910-1731 (273 amino acids)
Biological process (GO): bicellular tight junction assembly; cell adhesion
Cellular component (GO): bicellular tight junction; plasma membrane
Molecular function (GO): structural molecule activity
Source: RefSeq, a predicted model, not a curated record
AAAAUUUAAACAUUCUCUUGGAAACACUUCCACCAUUUCUUCGCCCUCUUGCUUCAGGGCGUCGUAUUUCACUGAUUUUAAUUAAAAUAAAAUACAGAAAAGGCUUUAUAGGAGCUGGGUUUUCUGGGGAAUGGGGGAUUUCUGCAGACACAUAAAAGGAUUACUGAGCUCUUUUCCCAAUCUAGAAUUAGCAUGUAUGUGAACAUGAAAAUAUUUUGCUUAAUGAAACAGGGUUUUUUUGGGUUGUUUUUCGGGGAGCGAGCUGAAGUGCCAAAGGUCUAGUUUGUUUGUUUUUGGUUUGGGGGAAAAAAAAGGAGGGAAUGAUUAACCUGGAUGACAGUGAGGAUGUGUCAGUAUCAGUGCAUGUGCAAAUGACAGGAGGUGAAGGUCUGGAUGAGGGACAGAACACACAGCAGAACAUCUGAGACAGACAGAGACGAGCGUCGGUGUCCGGGGAGACGACUGUUGUCCCCGCAUUAUUGUUGUUGUGUCGAGGUUAAAACGACCCCGUGCAACAGGCGGCGCACGCUCGACACAAAGGACUGUAUUUCUUCUCGAGUAGCAUAUGCUCUGACUGUUGUUUUGGAUUCAUUUGGUCCUAAUGCAGCCAGAAGAGAAGGAGCCAUUUAAAAGCAGCAGCAGAGGCAGCAGCAGCAGGAGGAGGAAAACACGAGCUGAGGCGAUGUCAAGGUGCGAGGAGAGAAUCUGACUUCUAUACGACAAGAAACGGGAAGAAAAAGUGUGUUUUUCUUCAGCCGACUGUGGGAGCUUCUGAAGCGGCUUCUUCACUGAGACCAGCGGUGAAUACAAACUAUUCAGACUCCACUUUUACCUUCAUCCUCGUUCUCCUCAUCUGCUGCAGCUCCUGCACGACAGUCUGCAGCAGACUCAGGUAACGCAUUCGUUGCCAUGGCGUCAACAGCUCUGGAGCUGAUGGGCUUCUUCCUGGGCCUGAUUGGGAUGCUGGGAACACUGGUGGCCACCGUGCUACCGUACUGGCAGAUUUCCGCCCACAUCGGCUCCAACAUUGUCACAGCCGUGGCGAAUAUGAGGGGCCUGUGGAUGGAGUGUGUCUACCAGAGCACGGGAGCUUUUCAGUGUGAGACCUACAACUCCAUGCUGGCCCUGCCCUCUGACCUUCAGGCAUCUCGUGCCCUCAUGGUCAUCUCCUUGGUGCUGUCUAUCCUUGCCAUCGCCAUGGCAGCUCUGGGAAUGCAGUGCACUCUUUGCCUUGAGGGCUCAGGUGCGGCAAAGAGUCGUGUGGCUGGAGCCGGCGGGGGAUUAUUCCUCUUUGCCGGCUUUCUGGCGCUCAUACCUGUGGCGUGGACCACACACGAGGUGGUCCAGACCUUCUACAGACCAAAUGUGCCUUCCAGCAUGAAGUUUGAGCUUGGGGAGUGUCUGUAUGUGGGUCUGGCCUCAGCGCUUAUCUCAAUGCUGGGCGGGGGGAUGCUGUGCCUGUCGUGCUGCGAGGAGCAGGACGGCGUCCGCGGUAGACGACACGCCGGAGGGUAUCCAUACCCAGGAGGAGCCGGAAUCUCCGGCACGGGGAUAAGGACAACCUCGCAGGUCUACCGCAACCCCACGCUGCAGGUGGGGGGUAUAAACGCAUCCAGCAGGGGGCAGACUCUGUUACGCACUACUAGUGACGACUCCCAUUCCAGUACACAUGGAGUCCAGGGAGCCAAGAAGCCAACAGCGUCAGGAUAUGACAUCACAGGCUACGUGUGAUGUCACUACCUUUACCGUGUUCACUGACAACUUAAGAUCCACUCAAUGUAUUUAUGUAUGUUCUGAAAUGACCAGACUACAUCAACAUUUUUUGUAUCUUUUCUGAAAAACUAUGUUUAAAAAACGUACAGGAUGACACAAAUGAUGCCUUGCACCAUUAUAUUUGUGAUGUAUUUUUUUCGCAUUAAAGUAAUAAAUGUGUUUUAACGCGUGCACACACGGAUGAGUAGAGAAUCGUGACACUGAUAUUUUCAUUGUUAAUAACAUACUUUGUCUAAAACCCUAAUAAAUUCAAGAACUAGAUUGGUCCCACUUUUCCAGUUGGAAAUACAACUUGAGGCGUUCCUUCAACUCGGAAUUUCACGACUUCCAACGACAAUUGGAACGCACCAUCAAGACAUGAGGAGUUGGAGGCCGUCCACAAUUUGAAACCUCAGCUCCACGGGGUGAUCUAAUGGGAAACUACUUAACUCUUAACUUGGAAAUAACGACAUGUCAGUACAACUGGAACACAACUUGGUUAACUUGGUUAAUUUAACAUUUAAAAUGAGACAAAAGAUGAUUCAAUUCUAUUAUUAUAUUAUCAUAACAGUGUAUGUCAACAAAACCUUCACUGGGAAUCUGAAACAAACCUGAUGUUUGAUCUGAACGCUCAGUUCUCACGAUACGCGUCAGGUAUCACCUGAAACUCGGUUCGAUUAGCACUUAUCAGCCCAGAGAUUAUUAAUCCACACGACAUGAUGCAAAAAUGUGUUUCUCUUCUCUCUGUCUU